Mesoplodon densirostris (Blainville's beaked whale) is the source of this 6129-nucleotide messenger RNA. RefSeq names its product protein arginine methyltransferase 9 (gene PRMT9). The record is from RefSeq and is a predicted model, not a curated record. Gene Ontology annotation, biological process: peptidyl-arginine methylation. The transcript has 12 exons. NCBI's taxonomy places the organism in Eukaryota, Metazoa, Chordata, Mammalia, Artiodactyla, Ziphiidae. Gene Ontology annotation, molecular function: protein binding; protein-arginine omega-N monomethyltransferase activity. Bases 148 to 2688 code for a protein of 846 amino acids.
GUCGUAGGGGAAUAGGCUUCCUGUUCCGGUUCUCGGGCUCUGGUUAGUCACGUGGAAGUGCGAUCACCUAGACAAUUUGCGCCUUCCGUUCACCAAAGAAUCUUCCCUUUAGUGAUAGAGGCGCAGAUUUCGGCCGGUGACUCUGCCAUGCCGAACUUGCGGCGCAGGCCCCGCCGGGGCGCCGGACGGGGCGCCAGGGCAGCCGGGCGGGACGAGCUGGUGUCGCGGUCCUUGCAGAGCGCAGAACACUGCCUGGGCUCCCAGGACUUCGGCACCGCCUAUGCCCACUACCUCCUCGUGCUCAGCCUGGCGCCGGAGCUGAAAGACGAUGUGAAGGAAACUUUUCAGUAUACGCUCUUCAGAUGGGCUGAAGAACUUGAUGCACUCAGUCGAACACAAGACCUACUUGGUUGCUAUGAGCAAGCCUUGGAACUGUUUCCUGAUGAUGAAGUGAUUUGCAAUAGUAUGGGGGAGCAUCUCUUCAGAAUGGGCUUUAGAGAUGAAGCAGCCGGGUAUUUUCGUAAAGCAGUAAAGCUAAACCCGGAUUUCAGUGACGCAAAGGAGAAUUUUUAUCGUGUUGCAAACUGGUUGGUGGAACGCUGGCACUUUAUCAUGCUUAAUGACACGAGAAGGAAUACGAUUUAUAAUGCAGCAAUCCAAAAGGCGGUUUGUUUGGGCUCCAAAAGUGUGUUGGACAUUGGAGCAGGAACUGGAAUACUAAGCAUGUUUGCUAAAAAAGCUGGAGCGCACUUGGUGUAUGCCUGUGAGUUAUCCAAGACCAUGUAUGAACUUGCCUGUGAUGUAGUGGCAGCAAACGAGAUGGAAGCAGGGAUCAAACUCUUACAUAUGAAGUCGCUUGACAUAGAAAUUCCAAAACACAUUCCUGAAAGAGUGUCCCUUGUUGUAACAGAAACUGUCGAUGCAGGUUUAUUUGGAGAAGGAAUUGUGGAGAGUUUGAUUCAUGCAUGGGAGCAUUUACUUUUGCAGCCAAAGACCAAAGGUGAAAAUGGUAAUUGUGAAAAAUAUGGGAAAGUUAUACCGGCAAGUGCUGUUAUAUUUGGGAUGGCAGUAGAAUGUGCAGAGAUAAGAAGACAUCAUAGGGUGGGUAUUAAGGACAUUGUCGGGAUCUGUUUGCCAACCAGUGUGAAAUUUCAGAGUCCAGCUUAUUCUUCCGUAGAUGCUGAAGAAACAAUUGAACCUUAUACAACCGAAAAGAUGAGUCGAGUUCCUGGGGGAUAUUUGGCUUUGACAGAAUGCUUUGAAAUUAUGACAGUAGAUUUCAACAAUCUUCAGGAAUUAAAAAGUCUUGCAACUAAAAAACCUGAUAAAAUUGGUAUCCCUGUUACUAAAGAAGGCAUACUCGAUGCUAUUGUGGUUUGGUUUGUGCUCCAGCUUGAUGAUGAACACAGUUUAUCCACAAGUCCUAGUGAGGAAACAUGCUGGGAACAGGCUGUCUACCCCGUACAUGACCUUGCAGACUACUGGAUAAAGCCUGGGGACCAGGUGAUGAUGGAAGUGUCUUGUCAAGAUUGUUACUUAAGAAUCCAGAGUAUCAGUGUCUUCAAUUCGGAACAUGAAGUGGAUGUUGGGAAAAGUUUUACCAAGAAUAAAGACUUGCUGCCUUUAGGAAAUGAGGCUGAACUCUGUAGUGCCCUGGCCAAUCUUCAGACCAGUAAACCAGAUGCUGUGGAGCAGACUUGUGUAUUGGAAUCUACAGAAAUUGCUUUGCUUAAUAACAUCCCAUACCAUGAAGGCUUUAAAAUGGCAAUGAAGAAAGUGUUGUCUUCACUGACUCUGGAGAAACGGGGUCAGGCCAUGGAUACUCAGUGUCAGAAUAACGAGAUGAGCUGUGCAAGUGGACAGAAUAAUUCUGAACAGAGCAUCCCUGAGCCUUUGUAUGUGUUAGAUGUGUCUGAGGGCUUCUCUAUUCUGCCUAUAAUUGCUGGGAUGCUCGGGCAGGUUAAACCUUACAGUUCUGUGGAGAAAGACCAGCAUCGUAUGACUCUGGACCUCAUAUCUGAAGCCAAUCACUUUCCUAAAGAAACACUUGAGUUUUGGCUGAGACACGUGGAAGAUGAAUCUGCUGUGUUGCAAAGGCCAAAAUCAGACAAGUUGUGGAGUAUAAUUAUCCUGGAUGUCAUUGAGCCAUCUGGGCUCAUUCAGCAGGAAAUAAUGGAAAAAGCAGCAAUCUCCAGGUGUUUGCUACAGUCUGGAGGUAAGAUCUUUCCCCAGUACAUGCUGAUGUUUGGGUUGCUCGUGGAAUCGCAGACACUGGUGGAGGAGAGCGCUGUGCAGGGAACAGAACGAACUCUUGGAUUUAAUAUAGCACCUUUUAUUAACCAGUUUCAGGUACCUAUACGUGUAUUUCUGGACCUAUCCUCACUGCCCUGUAUACCUUUAAGCAAACCAGUGGAACUCUUAAGACUAGACUUAAUGACGCCAUAUUUGAACACCUCUAACAGAGAAGUAAAGGUAUGCAUCUGUAAAUCUGGACAAGUGACUGCCAUUCCCUUUUGGUAUCAUAUGUACCUUGACGAUGAGAUUAGGUUGGAUACUUCCAGUGAAGCUUCCCACUGGAAACAAGCUGCCGUUGUUUUGGAUAACCCCAUCCAGGUGGAAAUGGGAGACGAACUUGUACUCAACGUCCAGCACCACAAAAGCAACGUCAGCAUCACAGUAAAGCAAUGAAGAGCAGUUUUCUCAUGAAAAAAGGUGGAAGUCGAGCAGAAGUACACAGUUCUAGUCUGAAUGAGUAGCGGGACUGUCAUCAUAAAAUGCAGUACAAAGAUUUAGGUCCUUGUAAUGGCCAAAUGUUUUUUAAAAACUGACACUAAUAAAGUGUCUUUAAAAGAUUCUAAAUUAAAGAGUAGCAUUAUUAGAAAAAUAUUGCUGCAGACUUCCUUACUGGAAAAGGCUGUCAUUCAUUUUUCAAAUUAGGAAACUGUUUUUAUUGCUUGGUUUUACUUACUAUAGAUUAAAUUUUGCCAAACCUGUUAGUUUGUACUCUAAAGCUAUAAAUACAAGGAAUGUUGAGUCUCAUAUUCAGUUUUUAGGCAUCUUGGCUAUUUUUCUCAAAUCCAAACUUACAGUGGGGAUACUUCAAAAAGUUGGCUUCCACUUUAGACUGAGGGUUUAUGGUUACCUGUAAAUUCCAAGCUUGUUUCUUGUAAAUAGUGAAAUACUUCUGAACCUCCUUCUCAGUUUUUGUGUUUUGGGUAUGCAAACCUGAGUAAGAAUUUAAGCUCUAGACUAAAUGUAAUUUAAAGAGUAAAAGAGGGACAAAAUAAAAUCUUAGGAGGCAGCAUUUUUCGUGGUCUGCCUUUGGCGAAGAAAAAAUUUAAAGCUGAUAAAUUAAGUUCAAGGAAGAGUUAAACCUAAACCAGUAUUUUUCAAAGUUUUGAUUUAGAUACACAGAAAGAAAAAAAUAAUUAGUCCAGAUUUUAAAGACUUGAAAUAGGGAGAUGAAUUAGGAAGAUUAUCCUGCCUUGUAUGUCCUGUGUGCUCUCUGCAGGUAAGCCACACAGAAAAUAAGAUGCACCUUCUCUUCACACUGCCUAUUCCCCUUGCCUCUUAUACCGCCCAACUUUAUGUCCAAUAGAAAUGUUUAGUUUAUAAUAACGGACAGAAUAAAAACUUUGUAUCUAAUUACUGUGAACCAGUAGGUAUGUUUGUGUAUGUGUGUGUGUGUAUGUAUAUGCGCUUAAAUAUAUAAAGCGUAGGUUUUGAGAAAUGAUACUUAUCCUUGCUAUUUGCAACAUACCGCUCUGGCCCUUUCUGUAUUUAUUUCCAGUGUAAAAUGUUAGACCCAAUGGGCUGUGAUUAACAGUUAGAGGAACUCCAUCCUAAGUAAUAAAUUUCUCCCAAAGAGCAUCUAUAAGUCUUCUGACUGUGGUUUGAUAUAAAUAAUUAAGACUACUCAGCUGUGAUUUACAUUUGCUGACACCUUUAGUAGCACUGAGGAAAAGCAGACUCUGUUUCUAUCACAAGGUUCUUAUUUAUUCUUCCACUCUUCCAUCCACUUUAUUCCUUUCAUCUCUAAGUCCUGGAUAACCUAUUAAUCUGUUCACAUUGGUGCAAAUAUGAUUUUUAGACAGUAGUUGUUUUAAGAUUAAUAGAUUAGGUCAGAUAUUUCUCCCAGUAGGAAUGUAAGAUAUAGGCCUCUUUCAUUGUAGGUAUAUGAUUUUCCACCCUUUAAUUUUUUGGACUUAAUUUUUUUCUGCUGUGCCUCUAAUCACGAACUUUUGUUAUAACAUUAAGGGUCCAUGUUGAAAGAAUGAGAGAUAAAAAAAGUUGCAGAAAAUAAAUGAUAAAUUCUUAUUUAUUGAAAGACAUCCAGUUGAGAAAUAGAGAAAUAAUUGUUAGGUAAGCAUAUAUGGCACAUGAUUAUGAUUAAGUUCCACUAAUUCAUAUUUCUGAAUUACACUUUCUGCUAAUUCCAGAGCAUUAUAUUCAUGCAGCAGUGGUAGAAAGCACUUUUUUUUUUAACGUCCUCCUCUUGAAAGAGCACUGUAAGGUCAAGAACGUUUAGUAGCCAUUUCCUCCAUUUGAGUAUGUGAUACUCUGUAGUGUUAAGAAGUCAUUUCCUCCAUUUGAGUAUGUGAUACUCUAUAGUGUUAAGAAGUCAAGUCUAAGUCUAGGAUUUUUAGACUGAUUAUUUGUGAUAUACAAAACCUAGUUGUAUGAAUCCAGUAGUUGUACCUGGUUUUCGCUGUUUUGUUGAAAUUUUCCGUCAUUAACGGCCUGUCCCAAGCCCAAAAUCCUGAGCAAUGGGAUACCAGGUAAUGAAAUAAUAUGGGAGUAGCACAGCUUCUGCACACUGUUCAGAAGGCCACGGACGUAUCUGAAGGUUCUUUUUUCUCUCCUGUAGUAUCAUUACAUAUGUCAUCAGAUACAUUAGCUGUAGUAGGUGUAGUCUGGGGAGUCACAGUGUGUCCAAACCCUUGAUAGUGACCCAUGGGUGAAGGUGGCACAGAAGAGGCAACGGAAAUUGCAUCUUGUGAUGAUGAUGAUAACAAGCUUGUGUGUUCAUUUUGAUCUUGAUCCUCAGGAAAAAACUUUUUCCUAGGAUGUCCCAUGACUGUCCUUCCUUUAAAGUAACAUAAAGGUUUCUGAGUUCACCGAAAGUUUGGUUAUUUUUACCACUAUAAACUUGCCAUGCUAAAAAUAAGCUCCCCGCCUCCCUCCUCCCAAUUUGGAGAGCCUUACUGUGGUACUGCUUUACACAGAGUCUUUUCACCUCUUAAACAGACCUGAUAGGAGAACUACAAUAGCCUAUUCGAAUGAAUUAAAUGGCUGGUACUUACCAACAUGCCUUACUUGUUCAGAAAUAUCAUCCCUAAUAUCUGAAACAUCCCACAUGGCAAGAAAGGAAUCAAAGCAUGAGCCCUCUUCUGCUUCUUGGACAUACGGUUUAUAUGAGAAAGUGUAGUGAUGAGCAAUAGCAGCAAGGAGCAUCUCAAUACAGAUAAUAAAGUCCUACAACAACAAUAUCAACAAUAUCAGCCAUGUUGGAGUUUAAAUCUAGUUUUGCAGGUAAAAAGGAAAAGCACUAUCUUUCUCUCUUUUCAAAAGUACUUAAGUCCCAACAGCUGUUUUUUUCCCACAAGACUGUAUUCAUUUUUUUCAUUUUCCAAAAUAAUGAUUUUUGACCUCUUCAAAAAAAACCCCACAAAAUGCCAAACGUUUAACUCUAUUUUGCACUACCUCAAUCAAGUACUUCUUUGCCAAGUACAAUGCAUUCUCUUGCACUGUCCAAGGACUUAGAGGAGAAAUGCAGAAAGUGAAAUAGAGUAGGAAUAACAAAAUCUAGGUUCUGUUCCUGGUUCUACUACAAAUUAGUAACUGUGACCAAUUUUUCUAGGGUUCCCCCAUUUCCUCACAUGUGAAGUGAGGACAGCAGUAGCUCCAUAGCCUGCAUGUGGUCAGGCUGAGGAGAUAACAUGUAAAAAUGCUUAACAAAUAGUAAAGUUCUAUUGAAUUCAGAGAGAGCAUUACUUACCUGGAGUCCUGUGGCCACAGCUUCUACUGUUUGCCAUUCCCAUGUAUGCUUUUCAGAAAUAACGCCAACUUUUACCAACAAAGCAAUAACUACUGCUUGCCUAUAUGUUAGGAAAAGGUAAACGCCAAAUC